Molecule: messenger RNA, 2474 nt
Organism: Bubalus bubalis (water buffalo)
Lineage: Eukaryota; Metazoa; Chordata; Mammalia; Artiodactyla; Bovidae
Gene: SLC17A4
Product: solute carrier family 17 member 4
Exons: 9
Coding region: 149-1378 (409 amino acids)
Biological process (GO): monoatomic anion transport; transmembrane transport
Molecular function (GO): transmembrane transporter activity
Source: RefSeq, a predicted model, not a curated record
CAGGGGCUAAAGGUUCAGGGUAAUCAUUUAUCUCCUAGAGACUAGGAAAUUUGGGAAUGUUUAGAGAAAUCUAUUUGAAUGGAAUGAGGAUCCUGUAGUCCACCUCCCUCAGUAGGUAAACACCAGUGUCUGGGAGAAGAGAAUCAAAAUGUCUAAUAUGGUAGAAGCCGGAAGCAUAGUGGGAGGUCCUGCCAAUAAUGAUACUGUAAACAUGGCUCAAGUACAAACCUCCAGGAAAGACGGACCGCAAUCUUCUUCCACAUCCAGACUUAGGAAGGGUGGGACAAAGCACCCUUUUAUAAGACUUUCUGUACCUCUUGUCUCAGGCUUUUGUUCAGUUCGACAUGGGCUAGCCCUUAUCCUGCAUCUGUGUAAUCUUUCGAUUUCCACCCAACAAAUGAACAUGAGCAUUGCCUUGCCAGUUAUGGUGAACAACACAACUCUGCCCAGUUCAUCCAAUGCCUCCAUAGAGAGGCCACCCGUUGACUCCCAGGACAACUGGAACAAAACUCUGAACGAAUCUAAGGCAGUGGCUGCUGCGUAUGACUGGAGUCCUGAAAUUCAGGGGAUCAUCCUCAGCUCACUCAGCUACGGCUCAUUCUUGGCUCCAAUUCCCAGUAGCUACAUGGCUGAAGUAUUUGGAACCAGGUAUUUGUCUGGUACCUGCAUGUUUAUUACCUCAUUCCUGGCCCUCUUCACUCCACUAGCAGCUGAUACUGGAGUGACUGUGCUCAUUGUUCUACGGGUCAUCCAAGGCAUGGUCCAGGUUGUGUUAUUAACAAGUCAGUAUUCAAUCUGGGCUAGAUGGGCUCCACCACAAGAAAGGAGUCAACUCAUCACCAUUGCUAUAGCAGGGUCAGCGUUGGGCUGCUUCAUCAUCUUCCUUGUUGGUGGUUACCUCUGCCAGACUAUAGGAUGGCCUUAUGUCUUCUAUAUCUUUGGUGGAAUUGGCUGUGUCUGUUCUUUUCUCUGGUUUGCUGUCAUUUAUGAUGACCCUGUGAGUCAUCCAUUUAUUAGCACUAGAGAGAAGGAAUAUAUCGUCUGUUCACUGGCUCAAGAGGGUUCUCCACCAGGCUGGUCUCUUCCCACUAAAGCUAUGAUCAAAUCACUACCACUUUGGAGCAUUCUCAUCUUUUACUUCAGUGAUUACUGGCAUUUUUUUGUCCUGACAUCAUUCUUACCAACAUUCAUCACCUCUGUACUUCAAGCUAAUAUCAGAGAUUUCCCAGUGUCAAGAGUCCUGAGUGCCAUGACAGUUCUUCUGAAAAUCAUUACAUGUCCACAAUAUGGAGUGGUUCACCAACCUGAGAUUGACAAGGUGAGAGCUUUUUAUGCUCCAUUCCUCAUACCAUCCAAACCUCAAAUGGUAGGUAUUUGAUAUGGGCAAUGAAAACAGUCUUGAGAUUGUUUUAAUGCUGGACAAUUCCCUGGACAGAAAUUAGCUCUAAAAGUGCUCAGUCAUGUCCAACUCUUUGUGACCCCAUGGAUAGCCUGCCAGGCUCCUCUGUCCUUGGGGAUUCUCUGGGCAAGACUACUAGAGUGUGUUGCCAUACCCUCCUCCAGGGGAUCUUCCCAACCCAGGGACCAAACCCAAGUCUCCCUCAUUGCAGGCAAAUUCUUUACCAGCUGAGCUAUCAGGAAAGCCCUGAGAUUGUUCUAAUGCUGGAUGAUUCCCUGGACAGGAGUUAGCUCUAAAAUUGCUUCUUCUUCAGCUGUAACAUCACAUGGUAAAAGCAUUAUGAAGUAUAAAUAGCUGUUGAAACAGACUUUCAAUUUAAUUGAUUUUACAUUUGGUUUAAUAAUGAUUCAGUAGAACCAGAACAAGAUUCAGAUGUAUAAACUAUACUUUAGUCUCACAUGGAGGGAAAUUCGCCUGCAAUGUGGGAGACCUGGGUUUGAUCCCUGGGUUGGGAAGAUCCCCAAAGGACAAAGGAUGGUAUGCCAACCCACUCCAGUGCAUGACCCAUCCAUCAGUCAAAAAUAAUUAAAAGCAAUUAAAAAACGUUUUGGAGCCUCCCUUUAAGAAUGUCAAGGGGAUGAUAGUGCCUUCUUAAUGCAUCACAUAGCAUCUUUAGAAUCCUCUGUGCUUUUCUACUCUUGCUACCCACCAAAGAGAUGGUCACUACAUUUCCAGGUCCACUCUAUCUCACUCUAUUUCCAAAACAAUAUUCUCAUGGACCCACAUCUGUGUCUCUUCUUCCUUCCAGACCUUCUUUCUUAACAUCUGGGUUCUACUCAAACAAAUGUAAUCAUUUGCCCAUUCCUCAGUUCUAGCAAAGAUCAAAUUCCCCUAAAAGGACAAUUUAGUAAUUUAUCCUCUAAGGGAACUCUUUUUAAUAGGCAAGGGAGGUAUAUGACUAGGAACAUUAGGAAUAAGUUUCAUUUAACUCAUUAAUUAAAAAGUUUAAGAAUUGUUUGUGACAUAAUGUAUUAUGUCAAUAUGUUUGUGACAUAAUGUAUUAAUACAUAUGCCC